AUGGAUGUCAGAGAUUUGAUAGUAGGAACGAUCUUCUUAUUACACACUAUAUUUGGGACCUUGGGGAAUUCUUUUCUUCUUUUCUAUUAUUUCUUUCUUCACCACAUGGGAUGUCGGCUGAGGCCCACAGAUUUUAUUGUCAAGAAUCUGAUUGUAGCCAAUUUCUUGGUACUAUUCUCAAGUGGAAUCCGCUCGACCAUGGAAUCUUUUGGGGGGUUUCAUAACAUCAGUAAUCUAGGGUGCAAGUUUCUCCCCUACAUUCGAGUGUUGGGCCGGGGCAUGUCCAUUGGAACCACCUGCCUCUUGAGUGUCUUCCAGGCCAUCACCAUCAUUCCAAGGAGCUUCAGAUGGGCAGAGAUCAAAGACAAAGCUCCCAAGUGCAUUGUCCCUUCUGUUGUCCUGUGCUGGAUGGUCAGCAUGCUAGUGAAUGUUAUCUACCCUGUAUUUAUGUCUCGUAGUUUGGAUAACAAUAGCAUCUCUGAAACAAAAAAUUUUGGAUACUGUUCUGCUGUCCGUCAUGAUCAAACCAUGGACUCAGUGUAUGCUAUGUUGCUCUCCUUCCCUGAUGUGAUCUUUUUUGGGGUCAUGCUCUGGGCCAGUGGGUUCAUGGUUCUGAUUCUGUACAGGCACAAGCAGAGGGUCCAAUACCUUCACAGAAACACUGUGUCUUCUACAUCCUCUCCUGAGUCCAGGGCCACCAAGACUAUCCUCUUUCUGGUGAGUACUUUUAUCUACUUUAAUACUCUUUCUUCCAUCUUUCAAAUUGCUUUGUCGGUUUUCAAUAAUCCCAACUGGUUCCUCUUGAACAUCAACUCACUGAUCACUUUGUGUUUCCCAACCAUCUGUCCUUUUCUGCUUUUGAGCCGUGAGUCCAGUGUAUCCAGGAUUUGUUCUAUCUGGGCGAGGAAAAAUAAUCCCCCUAAUUUAUGA
Molecule: messenger RNA, 930 nt
Organism: Suncus etruscus (white-toothed pygmy shrew)
Lineage: Eukaryota; Metazoa; Chordata; Mammalia; Eulipotyphla; Soricidae
Product: vomeronasal type-1 receptor 4-like
Exons: 1
Coding region: 1-930 (309 amino acids)
Biological process (GO): G protein-coupled receptor signaling pathway
Cellular component (GO): membrane
Molecular function (GO): pheromone receptor activity
Source: RefSeq, a predicted model, not a curated record